UCUAUUUCAUAACGAUCGGGGAUGUCAUAAAACAUGGACACAUUCCCUUCGGGUUUACUGAACGCGUAGUGUACUUUUCAUAAAAAUCUCGGAAUAAAAGUGACGAUGUUGAAAUAUAAAAUAUACGCUUAUCUGUAUUUAAUGUUUUAUUUGAUUCACAAAGACGUUAUUGACGCGGUAAUAUGUGAUGAGGAAGAUACGUUGCAAGUCAGUACAAAAAUUCGCCUGAAGAUUUACAAGGGUAACAGCUCUCACUUCACAUCUACCGAAAGCAUGGUUACGGAUCCAGGAAACAUUGCAGACGACAUAUUGCCCGACCGAGACAGUAUCCUCUAUAUACAUGGAUUCAUGGAGAAUACGGAAGCAGAGAACGCUCGGAUAAUAAUUAAAGCCUAUCUGGACAAGGGAGACGUGAACGUCAUUCUACUGGAUUGGGGAGAUAUAGCAUUUCAUAUUAAUUACGUUUACGUGUCCAGUCAAAUUGUCACAAUAGGAAAGGCGGUUGCUGAAUCCCUAAAAAAACUCGUCGAUCUGAUCGAUUUAGACACGUUACACGUGGUUGGGCAUUCUUUGGGCGCUCACAUAGCUGGGAAUAUCGGCAGAUACGCGAAUAUCAAUCUCAGUCGAAUAACGGGCUUAGAUCCAGCGCUUCCGUUGUUUUAUCCUUCUACGUGUCACAUCAGAUCAACCGACGCUGAAGCCGUUGUUAUCCUUCACACUGAUGGUGGAUUUUAUGGGACAGCUACCAACACGGGAACUGUUGACUUUUACGCAAACGGGGGCAUCAGUGUUCAACCGGGUUGUCCUAUAAUCUUCGGUGGAGAAUUAUGCAGCCAUCAAAGGUCUGUCCGAAUAUAUGCAGAGUCUCUAAUGAAUCCAAAAGCAUUUCCGGCACAUAAGUGUCUUAACGAAAUUGUGAAUGCCGAGGAAGUCUAUUUUGGAGAUUCGACACCAAAGAACAUAUAUGGAACAUAUUGUUUCAAUACCAACGCCAAGCCUCCGUAUGGCAAAACUAUUUAAAAUUUCUGUUCCUUAGAUAAUAUAAUAAUACUUUACCUUAUAGACUAGUCAUUUUAUUUCGUAGAUUUGUUUUGGAUCUGUUAUCGUUUUAGUGAAUAUAAGCUUUAAGAUUAAA
Bombus pascuorum is the source of this 1135-nucleotide messenger RNA. RefSeq names its product lipase member H-B-like. Lineage: Eukaryota; Metazoa; Arthropoda; Insecta; Hymenoptera; Apidae. Gene Ontology annotation, molecular function: lipase activity. The coding region runs from base 106 to 1020 and encodes 304 amino acids. The record is from RefSeq and is a predicted model, not a curated record. The transcript has 7 exons.